This is a messenger RNA of Aureobasidium pullulans EXF-150, 2459 nucleotides long. RefSeq lists its product as uncharacterized. Gene Ontology annotation, biological process: regulation of transcription by RNA polymerase II. Lineage: Eukaryota; Fungi; Ascomycota; Dothideomycetes; Dothideales; Saccotheciaceae. The record is from RefSeq and is a predicted model, not a curated record. The transcript is spliced from 2 exons. The coding region runs from base 261 to 2120 and encodes 619 amino acids. Gene Ontology annotation, cellular component: nucleus. Gene Ontology annotation, molecular function: DNA-binding transcription factor activity, RNA polymerase II-specific; RNA polymerase II cis-regulatory region sequence-specific DNA binding.
CGUCGUUAUCACCGCUCCGGCCAUAGCAACGUCGCAGGCUUCUGGCCACAAACACCUUUACGCCACACUCUGGAAAUAAUACAUGGACGCUUGAAAGUCGCGACUGUUUCUGCACUGAGCUAUAUCGACAAGGAAGCCUAAUGCUGCAUUUUGUCCUGGCGCGCGACACCUCUCUCCACCGCAGACCCUCUACAGGUUCGCAUAUCACCGCGACCUAGCAGAUCACUCUAUCAUCAACACGCUCAGCCCUUGUCAAAUGUAUGUAUCCCUCGAUGGCCACGCGAGUUAGAUCAGGCAGCCCUCAGGUCGAACCUUUUCCUCCUCUCGAAGUUCCUCGCACGCCCACCUCGGCCUCUCAUUCCGUCUUCGCCAUCUCAAAAGAUAACCAACACCUGCUCAAGCCACACGCCCCGGAAUACACUGUUGUUUCGCCCAAAUCUCCAGCACAUUUUACGCCACGACCUCUCACGGGUGCCGGUGCCUUGGCCGAUGCUAGGCGACACAAUCAACAGCAACACAAUCAAGAGCAAAGCCAGACCAGUCCCAACCCUGCCGCUACCGCUCUGCAUGCUCUGAUGAGUGGUCCCGGAAUCUCAAAGGCCUCUGACCUCUCUUCACCAAAUCACUCCUCGAGCAACCAAAUGCGAAAGCCGAGUACACAUCUCACCGUUCCGGUGACAACAACCGCCGAGGCUUCCCAGCCCAGUCCUGUGAGCUUAAGAAGUUUCGGAGAUUCAGACGCUGUCUCGCCCGGCGGCGCAAUGACAGCCACAUCGCACGAGCACACUCGGGAUCCUCAACUGGUCGCUGAGCCUGCAGAAAUGACCAGUAUGGACUAUCCAGAGCCGACGCGCGGAUACAGCUCGGCUGCAAGCGCACACCCAUCGCACAAAUCAUUCACAUAUCCUGGCCCAGCAUCGGUAGCAGCAGAGGCGGCCGCAGAAGGUCAGUCGAGAGCCUCUCCAUCGACCAAACGGCACAAGUGUCCGUAUUGUGCGACUGACUUCACACGUCACCACAACCUCAAAAGCCAUUUGCUUACCCACAGCCAAGAAAAACCAUAUGUUUGCCAAACCUGUCAGUCACGCUUUAGGAGGCUGCAUGAUUUGAAACGCCACACCAAAUUGCACACUGGUGAAAGACCACAUAUCUGCGACAAAUGUGGAAGACGGUUUGCUCGUGGCGACGCUCUAGCUCGACACAACAAGGGCCCUGGAGGUUGCGCUGGUCGCCGCUCGAGCUUUGGAGGUGAUGACGAUAGUAGAAUGGGCGAUGAAACAAUGGAAGGCAUGGACUAUGGUGAUCAUGGAGAGAAUGGUCACGAUAUGGACGAUGAAGACGACGACCCGAGAAGAGGGAGUGAGCCGAGUCGCAAGCGUGCGCACAUCGAAGACUCGCAUGACUCCAACAGGUCCAUCUAUCGCCAACACUCGAGCACUUAUCCGCCGCCUCUCGCUAGUCGCGCGAUGAGGGGCAACAUGGGCCCUCCUAACCACCACAUUCUGCCCUCAUCCAGCUCUGUAACAUCCCCUGGCGAGAUCUCUAACGUCAACUCGACGAGUAAUCUCCCACUAAACCAAUACGUCCCGACUCCCACUGUUGUGCUUGGAGAGGGAGGCAUAUCACAUUCACCCAAGCCACUCUCUCCCAAUCAACAAGACCAGCAUCGCCUCAGCAUAGCCGAAGCUACAAAUGCGUUGCGCAACAGGUCGCCUAGUCUUACACAACUUCAGCAGGCACACAACGCUCGCGGUGGACAAGCGACACCACCUGCGGCCCAUCAGAUGUCACAACACAAUCAAUUACCUUCACUGGCCGGACUUGCUUCUGGACAUUCUGUGAGAUUGCCCAUUCAGUCUACAUCUCAUAAUCCGAUGCACAAUAAUAUGCAAUCUGGACCUAUGCAUGGAUCAAACCCAGGAAGUCUCUCAAGUCACGGACACAGCUCCGGUGGCAGUAUGCGAGAGAUUGUUGGUGAUGGCAUUAAUGAUGUCUGGAACUAUGUCAGAAACCUGGAGCAACGAUUCUCUCGUAUGCAAGACGAAUACGAAUUGCGCAUAUCCCGUCUUCAGGAAGACUUGAUAGCCAUUAAGGGACAUCUCAGCUUCCAGCCACGCUGAUAGGUGUCACACCUUCCGGAAUAUGACCCAUGACAAACAACACGCCCUUUUAACGAAUUCGAAUUGCGAUUGCUCGUAAAGGGCCACUUUCGUUCAAGCGCAUCUUCGGCCUUUUUCAUUUGUUCUUUCUUCUUCUUAUACCCGAACGCAUCUGUUGGGAUGUGGUGUUCUUCCUGUUAUAGGCGGUGGAGCGGGCGGCGCUUUGAGAUAAGAGGAUGGGGCGUUUCACAGGCAGGCAGGCAGGCAGGCAUGUAGCAUGGUCGCUGUCGGACCCUUCCUCGCGAGGUACGAAGCUGCUCUUCCUCCUUUUCUGAAUCUCCAAAAGCGUCAGAAAUUUUG